AUGUAUAUCUUUUAUUGACUCAAUAAUCAUGUUAUAUAAAUGGCAUAUCAGUCACUACAGUGUACAAAUACACAUUGUUUAAAACUUGCCAAAACUUGCACCAUUUUUCAAAUAGACUCGUCUUGAAUAUACUCAGUCGACCUUUAAGAAAAUAAUCUUAAAAAGAACACUGUUAACAUACUCAUUUUAAAUGCUUGAAAUAAGGUAUCAAAAGUCAAGCAUGGUGUCAAACAUUGAGUGCCUAGCUUUGUAAUACUUUAAUCUUGGAAAGGUUAUUAUCUCAACUUUUGAUUAUGGGACAAAAAUCCUUAUCUGUAGUUUCAGUGUAGUAUCAGUGUCUACAAGUGUGUAUAAGUAAGUGAAAUAUAUGUUAUAUUUUCUGUAAGUUGUAAAAGUAUAUUACAUGUAUUAAAGCCAUUAUGCGCUGUAAGGCAACAGAACUGCAUCUGUGGUCAUAACAAGAAUGUUUCAUAAUGUGUAGAACUUUUUGGUUUGACAGUGUAUAUUUAUUUUCACUAAUUUGAAGGCUAUAAUUGUUGUCAAAAUUUGACACCAAGGUUUCCAAUGUCUCAACAAUAAGGUAGUAAUUCACUGGCAAAUUGUAGUUCCAUACAAUGUUCAUGAGCAAUGAUUUGACAAGUGUUCCCAAUUAGAAUAUAUGUUGAAUUUCGCAAUUGUUUUCUGAAAGUAUGGCUAUAUUAUACUGUUCUCAAAUUUUUGAGUAGAUUACAAUUAUGGUAUUGUUUUUCUGAUUUGUGCCUCAUAAAAUUUAAAAUGGCUGCCUAGAGCACAAAUGUUUUGAUAUGAAAUUAUAUUCACUUCAUCAUGAAAUAUUUUUAGGCCUUUACUGUAUUACCACCUUAAUUUAACAAUAGUAAAUGUUUAAAGCUUCAUUAAUGAACCCUGUGGGAAUUAAUGGAUCACAAAUCAAUGUAUAAGAGAGUAAUUUCAAUGUUGAUACAAUAUAUAAAAUGCAGAGAAGUGUUAAUUGGUUUUAACAAUAACCUUAUCUAAUUAUUUGUAUUUAAUUAAAAUGGCUUCAUAUUUGAUUACUUUUGUUGAGUUUAAUCACCGUUACCAUGGCAUAACUGUGAAGUAACGGUGGAUGAAAUGCGAUUUUUCUAAAGGAAAAAUUCCAGAACAAAUUUUGAAUCUUUUGAUUCUUUGAAUUUCACAUAUAAACGAGCUAUGUCUGGAAGAAAUUGUAUUGUAUUGUUUGGAAUGCUGGGAAUGUAUAUGGUUGCAGUGGAAUCAGUGUUGGUUGAAAGUCUUUUUAUUGGAUGUUAUAAAGAUAAUCCAGAUAAUCAUCCAAAAAAUCGAGAUAUGCCUGGCCAUUGGAGAGUCAGCAACAUCGGAGAAUGCAUCAUACUUUGCCAUACUAGAGGACGUAAAUAUGCUGGACUCCAGUACUUUUGGCAGUGUUUUUGUGGUAAUAGCUAUGGAUUGUAUGGAGAAGUUGAUGGAUGUACAGUGAAAUGCGAUGGUUGCGCUUCACAAAUAUGUGGAGGUUAUGCAAGAAAUUCAAUCUACAAUUCCACAAAUGUAGCAGGAAUAAUUGACCAGUGUCCACCAAAAACCUCACCACCAAGUCAGACAACACCAAAGGAUGAAGUAGUCACAACUGAAAUGACAACAUAUGUAUCAGAAUAUAAUGUAACAACUGCACUGUAUGUGUCAACAGAGACAUUGGAUGAUCUGACAACAAUCUCAACUGAAGCAACAGAAGUACUAAAUGAUGUGACAGCAGUCCAAAAUGUAACAACAGACAUACCAAAUGAUGGAUCCGAAUCUAGCACCUAUAAGAGACCAAAGCGUUUAGUCCUAGAACCAACUGAGGCGAAAUAUGCAGCAGUUUUAGGAAUUCCUCCAUUUUUUAUCAUAAUAGCUAUCAUCAUAAUAGUCGUUAAUGCUGAUCUUAGAAUAUUGUAUAAGCAUACUAGGAAGGGCUUUAAUAAUAUCA
Messenger RNA from Owenia fusiformis, 1960 nucleotides. NCBI's taxonomy places the organism in Eukaryota, Metazoa, Annelida, Polychaeta, Sabellida, Oweniidae. The record is from the annotation of a GenBank genome assembly.